UCUGUAUGUUAUGGCGCAAAAUCUAAGUCUUACGUUAGGACAAAAUGCUCUCUAGGUCGUGUUAUCAAUGAACUCCUUAUCAGGUGCAUUGGGCACAACACUUCCUUUUUUAACUGGGCUUGACGGGAAUUUUCUGUCAUUUACUGUGAUAAAAUAAGCCACAAUUCCGUUGCUUGUUGAUAUUUUUUUGGGUUUUUUUUUGUGUCUUGAUUUUUUCUAUGUCUAUGAAUUUUGUGCUCUGUGUUUUCGUUUAGGAUUUAUAUUAGCAACUUGAAUCGGAAUAAUGGCUUAUUCAAUGUAAAACUAAAUACUGAAUAUGUUCUGGAAUCGUCUAAGAAAAACUAAUAAACUAAUAGAACAUAUUGUCAUUUUCCAUUUGGAUAGUAAUAACGGUGAUCCUGUAGUUGAAUAUGUCUAUCCAUCUGUUAAAAACGAAAAUUCUCACUUUCAUAAGUUGCGAAAUUUUGUUCUCCCAUGUAAACAUAAGAGUCUUAUUUCGGAAGAGUAUACACUUAUAUUCACGGAUAGCGAUGGAACUGUAGAAUUUUUCGUCUGUAUUACUUUACCUAUUUCCGGAUAUAUUGUGUGCGUUAGUAGUUGUUUUCCUUAUUUUGAACUUUUGCACUCAAUCAUAACUCUGAUUAAUCAAGAACAUUUAUACAGAGAAGAAAACCGACGUAAUAUUGAAGUAAUUUUAAAGGAAUUGCAUUAUCAUUCUGGUGUUGCGACACUUAACAUUUCAUCACCUCCAAAUUCGACGAAAUUAAGUGUACAACUCCCGGAAGCACAGUUUCAGUUUGUUUAUCAUAGACAUAUUUUAGAGUAUUAUAAUACAUUGUCUAUCGGCAAUUGGAUUGUAAUAUUUGAAAGCUUAAUUUUGGAGAAAAGUGUAAUAUUCUACUCAAGUCGUUUACAGCGUAUUACUUCCUGUCUUUUGGCCAGUCUAAGUUUGUUGUACCCACUGAUAUGGCCUCAUUUAAUUUAUUCUCUGCUACCUUCCAAUUGUAUUGAAUAUGUUGGCUGUCCGACCCCAUUUGUUGCUGGUGUUCACUCAUGUUUAAAAGAGAAGAUGAAACCAUUGUUAAUUCCUGGAGUUCGACUUGUGGAUUUGGAUCAUGAUGUUGUAUAUGGAACAGGGGAUGUAGGAAUAACCAUGCCGUCUGUUUUACGUCAUUGGUUGAUUAAACGGUGUAAUGCCUCACACAGUGCAAUUUUACGGCAUAUACGCUCAACAGAAAAUGUUGCUUCAACUGCUGCCUUACUUCUAGCUCGACCAUACUUAGAACUGAUGGCUAUUCUUCUUGGUCGUUAUCGAUCGGCACUGCAGCAUAAUGAAGCUUCUUCAUCUGUCGAUCUUUUACCAAUACAAUCACCAAAUGAUGAAAGUCGAUCACAAGAUAAAUUUGAUCAACCUCGUAUAGGUGGAUGGUUUUUCAAUCGUGCUGCAUUUGUCAUUUCUUGUGGUCAUGAAUUACAGCCAUAUCUUACAGAACUUUUAAAUUCUCAGAUGGUGAUACAAUUUUUCGAAUCACGUGUAGCAGUUUUAAAUUCAGAUAUGGCGUUUAUUCCACCAGAUGAUUUUGAAGAUAUUAUUGACCAUGUUUCCAUCCCGAAACGUUCUGGUGGAUUAAAUGAUCUACUGAAUUUCGGUCGAACUGAAUUUGAUAAAAUAACUCGAAAACUGACGCGGAAAUCCGAGAAACUUUCACAGAAACUAGUCACUCGUCCUAAUAAUUUUUAUCAGACGUUUAAAUUGAAUGGUUCUACAAUGGAGAAACGAGAUUUCAAUAAUUCUGCUACAUCAAAAGCUCACAGUAGAAAAGUACUAAUCCCGUCUCUUACAACUCGACCAUCAGAACAAGAUAUUUGUGAGAUAUUAAGGAAAAAAUUGGAAUUUAAAAAAGAUAAUAAUUUAUCCUUACCCAGUCAUUAUCAGCAAAACAGUGAUACAAACAUUCUUUCAUCUUGUGAUAAUUCCACAUGGCAACCUUUAUCACCAAAAAUCGAUCAUGAAUUACGUGAUUCAGAACGAACAAAUCGCAGUCUACUCACUAGUAUUUUGUCAGAACUACCUGACUUUACAGCUGAUUUUUAUCCUUCAACAACUAGUCGAGUUAAUGAUUCCCAAGUAUCGCUUAGAAAUCGUUCUCAAGAGAUAGAGCAUGAACCAUUUAAUCUUCGUUGUAAUUCAUCAAAGCGUAUGGGUUGUUACGUAGAGUCUCCUGAAAAAGCUUUUCAUAAUUGGGUUACAUUCGAUUCUAGCCCGCCUACAUGUUCUUCUGAAGAUCUUAUUAAUUUAACUGGUUCCCCUUGCACAUCAUCCAAUACAAUUGAUCCAUUUUCAGAUGAUUCAUUUUCCAAAUCUUUAUCAACUAACACAAAACCAGUUAAAUGUGAUCACAGUGAAUUAGAACAAGCAAUUCUUGAUGAAUUCGAUCAAUUAUCUAUAUCUCGAAUGAGAAAAACAUAAUGGUGACAAUUAUAAUUAUCACUUAUGUAUAUGUCGUUAUUAUGAUUAACUAUUUUUAGUGUAUAUUUUUGCAAAUGAAUCUCUGUAAUCGUCUAUCUGAGAUCUCAAUUCAUGAUAAAAUUUCAUUCCAUUUUCUUAGAAACUAAUAGUAAUUUCUUACUUUUUUCGUAUUACAAUCGGGGCAAUCAUUUUUUUUUUCUAAACUUUACAUUAUUUGUUUAUUUGCUAAGAAAAAAUUUACUCGAAUAGUUAAAUACUUUAUAUUUCAAAAAAAAGUUGAUUAUUAAUAAUGUCGUUUUGUGUAUAUUGAACAUUUGAAAAACGUUAACUUGCAACUGAACAAGAAAAUAUUAAAUUCAAAAUGGCUCCACGAAAUUUUAAACAAAUUAAUUAUAUACAACAGAGAUUCUGGUAUACAAGCACAUCGAUUUAGUGUGUUACAUUUUACUAGCAUAAGGAGAUGUGAUAGUAAGCAAUAUUAUGCAUGGAAGAUAUGAUUUGAGAGGGUAUGGGUUCAUAAAAUAGAAAACUUUCUUAAAACAAUUAAGAAACUUAGGAUCUGAGGGUAAACAGAGUGAAUGAACUUAUUUCAUUGCAAACAAUUCUGGUUCAUAUACACACAACGUCACCAACCAUUGGUUACUAUAAUUGCGCGGACUCUAAACCGGGUAAUCUGCAGCUACUUACACGGUUAAGUCCAACAGCCAAUGACUACACAGAUUGAAGCGAUGUUUGGUUUGGCUAUUCCUAGCUGUAUUUCAACCUACUCCUAAAUCGGUAAUUACCGUCUAUUGAUGUAGGAGGAUGUAAUACAUGCUUCAACCACCUGACUUAGUAGAGAUCCAAUACCUUAUCAACUGAUUUGCCAUCCUCACCUAAUACUCUAGUCUGACUUCAGCAUUGCCCACUCGUUGGUCCGGACAU
This is a messenger RNA of Schistosoma spindalis, 3394 nucleotides long. NCBI's taxonomy places the organism in Eukaryota, Metazoa, Platyhelminthes, Trematoda, Strigeidida, Schistosomatidae. The record is from the annotation of a GenBank genome assembly.